AGGGAGCGGACAUUCGGAGCCGAGACUCGAGAAGAGACGGACGAGGAGCUCGGAUUAGAAAACAGAGUACGUGACUGCCAGCCUUCCAACACGUGGUUUUGGGCCGGAAAAGUGUUAGCGCGACGCUGUGCAGGAUAUUUCCAAGCUGUCACAACACAACGAUAAUAUGGGCGAUCGAGGCCAUGACAUGAGACGCGGACGCGGCGGUCCCAGACCGCACAAUGACGAGCAGCAGCCAGGAACCUCGCAGGGGAGAUCGCACUUCAGUUCUCACCGUCCGGAGCCUUAUCCUCGACGUCCUGGCGCCACUGCUGAACGGAGGGCUGAAGGAUCUCCGCCGGUAAGGAUUUAUCCAGAAUACCAAAGACCAUCGACCUCGGCUGUCCCAGCUUAUCCGAAUCCAGCGCAUAGUGAGGACAUCAGAUUGAUUGAGCAUAGAGCCCAGCCAGCAUAUUCCGAUACUACGUCAGACACUGCUUCGGUUGCAGGAUCGGUCGAUGGAGCUGACUCAGUAGCUUCGGCGAUAGAAAAGGCAGGUAUGCGAGGCAGGCGAAUUUUGCCUGCGAAUGUCAUCACCAGGCCAGAUACGCUCGCCAGCAAGCAAGGAACACAUGGAGAUCCGAUAUUAUUAACGGCAAAUUACUUCAAACUCUUGAGUACAACUGACUGGUGCUUGCACAAGUACAGAGUUGACUUCAGUCCAGAGGAGGACAGAAAGGUCGUGUGCAAAGGUCUUCUGAGAUCUCACAAAAAAAUUCUUGGUGCUUACAUUUUUGAUGGCGCAACUAUGUACAGCAGCAAAAGAUUGCCGGAUCUUCUGGAAUUAACAGCCGAACGUGUAGGAGAUAAGCAACUCAUGCUAAUAAAGAUUAGACACUCAGGAGAAAUGACCAGAGGAGAUCACGACUACAUCCAGUUCUUCAACAUCAUAAUGAGAAAGUGUCUUGAUUACUUGCAGUUGCAACUAGUUGGCCGUAAUUAUUUCGAUGCGGGAAAUAAGAUAGAAAUUCCAGACUUCAGGCUUGAGCUUUGGCCAGGCUACAUAACUUCUAUUCGCCAGCAUGAGCACGAUAUUUUAAUGUGUUCUGAAAUAACGAACAAAGUUAUGCGCAACGAAACGUUAUACGAUGUGUUACAUCAAUGCUACCAAGAGAAUAGUAGAGAGUUCAAGAAUUUGUUCAGUAAACAAGUGAUGGGAGUAACGGUACUCACAGACUACAAUAACAACACUUACAGAAUCGAAGACGUUGACUUCAGUGUGACGCCAGCAUCCACAUUCAAAAAGAAGACUGGAGAGGAAAUCUCGUACUCGGAGUAUUACAAUACGAAGUACCAUCUUCGUAUCAGAGAUAUGCGCCAGCCUCUGUUGGUAUCUAGAUCUAGGUCGAAAGAUCGUCGAGCGGGACAAGAUGAACUGGUUUACUUGGUACCUGAACUCUGUAGAAGCACAGGCUUGACCGAAUCGAUGAUAAAAGAUCGCAGAUUGAUGAGCGCAUUGGCACAAUAUACUCGUGUCUCGCCUCGUGAGAGGAUUCAAAAGUUGAUGAAAUUCAACACACGUUUACAUUCCGUGCCAAAUGUAGUGACUGAGUUGCAGAACUGGAAUUUAAAACUUGACAAACAAUUGGUCACUUUGAAGGGAAGAGUUCUGAAGGCAGAUAAAAUUGUUUAUCAUGCUCAAGAUACGUCGGAUGUCAAUCGAACAGCAAACUGGACCAAUGAUUUCCGCAACAAAAAGUUGCUAAAGUGCGGCGUUCUUGCUGACUGGGCCGUCGUAGUACCGUACAGACUGAGAAACGAUUGCGUGAACUUUGUGGACCAAAUCAUAAAGGUUGCUUCAACUAUGGGUUUCAAAAUAAAUAAUCCUGCUCUGAGGGAAAUUCGCGACGACCAAGCUGCCAGCUACACACAGGUGCUGGAAAACAUUAAGAGUACAAGUAACCCUAUGCUAAUCUUAUGUGUAGCAACAAACAACAGGGAGGACAGGUACAAUGCAAUUAAGAAAAAGUGCUGUAUAGAUCGUCCAGUCCCAACUCAAGUUGUUCUGGCAAAAUCUUUGCAACAUAAAAAUUCAAUGUCGAUCGCUACGAAAGUGGCGAUUCAAAUGAACUGCAAGAUAGGAGGAAUACCGUGGAGUAUUCCGAUUCCUCUGAAAGGCUUGAUGGUUGUUGGUUUUGAUGUGUGCCACGACAAGAACGACAGAAGUAAAGAUGUUGGAGCUAUGGUGGCAUCACUGGAUCCUUGCUUUGGACGAUACUUCAGUGCGGUCAGCAGUCACUCCAGUGGAGAAGAGUUGUCCAACGACCUGUCCGUUAACUUGUGCAAGGCUUUGGAUCAAUACAAGUAUUAUAAUCAAGCCCUUCCAAAUCGAAUCGUAAUUUACCGAGACGGUGUUGGAGAAGGUCAAGUGCCUUUUGUCGUGUCGCACGAAGUGCAACAAAUAAAAAGCAAGCUCGAAAAGAUUUACGACAAUCCCAACGAUAUUAAAUUGGCUUACAUAAUUGUGACCAAGAAGAUCAACACGAGAUUGUUCGCAGGCUAUCAAAAUCCACCACCAGGUACUAUUAUAGACGACGUGAUUACCGAUCCUACGAAGUACGAUUUUAUGAUAAUAGCGCAACACGUAACGCAAGGUACGGUUACUCCAACUUCGUAUAACGUUGUUUAUGAUACUUGCGGUAUGGACGCUGAUAAGUUGCAGCGUUUAACUUACAAGUUGUGCCACACGUACUUCAAUUGGAGCGGUACCGUGCGAGUACCCGCGCCUUGUCAGUAUGCUCACAAGUUGGCCUUUUUGGUGUCACAAUCCCUGCACCAGCCGCCUAGUGAUGUCUUGAAAACGCUUUUGUACUUUUUGUAAAUUAUCUAUUCUAUUUUUUAAUGGGUAAUUUCAUCUACUAUUUCGUUUAAGAUUCAUCCAGUUGUCUAUUAGUGUAUUCUUUUGUACUAUUAAUCUUAGAACGUAUAAAAUGUCAGGAAGCAGAUGACUGAAAUAUAUUUUUUAAAAGAUGUAUUAUCAUACAGGUGGAAAGAUUUUGAUCUUACAUGAUUGAUACAGUUAGCAAAAGUCUAGUUAUACCAAACAGAGGUAAACUCCUUUUUAAUUAUAAGUUUGUAAAACUCAAUUAUUGAUAAAAAUAUCAAAUAUGUCAAAUUUAAGAUACAGUGCCUUAAAGCCUUAAGUAAAUUUUAGAACCGUAAGCUUAUAGUUAAUCUUAUAUUAAUUUAUAUCAUAUUAUAGUACGUAGUACGACGAUUUUCAAAAGAAAAAAUAUAUAUUGUAUACAAAAUUUAUACCUCAAAACAAUGCAUAAAAUUUAUUACAAACGUUAUGAACUGUCAAUAAAGAAAUAUGCAUGUACAGACAUAUUUUUGA
Messenger RNA from Nasonia vitripennis (jewel wasp), 3376 nucleotides. RefSeq names its product piwi-like protein Siwi. Lineage: Eukaryota; Metazoa; Arthropoda; Insecta; Hymenoptera; Pteromalidae. The transcript has 12 exons. Bases 167 to 2860 code for a protein of 897 amino acids. The record is from RefSeq and is a predicted model, not a curated record. Gene Ontology annotation, molecular function: piRNA binding; protein binding. Gene Ontology annotation, biological process: regulatory ncRNA-mediated gene silencing. Gene Ontology annotation, cellular component: P granule.